Molecule: messenger RNA, 744 nt
Organism: Hyaena hyaena (striped hyena)
Lineage: Eukaryota; Metazoa; Chordata; Mammalia; Carnivora; Hyaenidae
Gene: RPL13
Product: ribosomal protein L13
Exons: 6
Coding region: 86-721 (211 amino acids)
Biological process (GO): translation
Cellular component (GO): cytosolic large ribosomal subunit; ribosome
Molecular function (GO): structural constituent of ribosome; RNA binding
Source: RefSeq, a predicted model, not a curated record
GCCCAACACCAUCCCAGGGUGCUUUGCGGAAGCAGCUCCUUUCCGCUGGCCGUUCUCCCCGGGAGGAGGCCUGUAGGCAGCAGCCAUGGCGCCCAGCCGGAAUGGCAUGAUCCUGAAGCCGCAUUUCCACAAGGACUGGCAGCGGCGUGUGGCCACGUGGUUCAACCAGCCGGCGCGGAAGAUCCGCAGACGCAAGGCCCGGCAAGCCAAGGCACGCCGCAUCGCCCCGCGCCCCGCCUCCGGACCCAUCCGGCCGAUCGUCAGGUGCCCCACGGUGCGGUAUCAUACCAAAGUGCGAGCCGGCAGGGGCUUCAGCUUGGAGGAGCUGCGGGUGGCCGGUAUCCACAAGAAGGUGGCGCGGACCAUCGGCAUUUCCGUGGAUCCGAGGAGGCGAAACAAGUCCACGGAGUCCCUGCAGGCCAACGUGCAGCGGUUGAAGGAGUACCGCUCUAAACUGCUCUUGUUCCCGCGGAGGCCGGCAGCCCCCAAGAAGGGCGACAGCUCGGCUGAAGAGCUCAAGUUGGCCACGCAGCUCACAGGACCCGUCAUGCCCAUACGGAAUAUCUACAAGAAGGAGAAAGCCAGGGUCAUUACUGAGGAGGAGAAGAACUUCAAGGCGUUUGCCAGUCUUCGCAUGGCCCGUGCCAAUGCCCGGCUUUUCGGCAUCCGGGCAAAAAGGGCCAAGGAAGCUGCAGAACAGGAUGUUGAAAAGAAAAAAUAAAGUGCCAUUAGCAACUUUGGAUA